GGCGGCGGCUGCGGUGGCGGCGGCCGCGGCGAGCGGGGCGGGGGCGCGGGGCGCGGCGCUCCGAGUCCGCCCGCGGCCGGAGGCGGCUGGGCGGUCCGGGGCCGGGCCGGGAGCCGCCAGGAGCGCGGGCAGCGCCGCCGGAGCCCGCCGCCCGGGCCAUGGCCAAGGCGGACCGUGCAGGUGGCCCUCCCCCGGGCGGUGGUGCCCCCUGGCACCUUCAAAAUGUCCUCAGCGACUCAGUGGAGAGCUCUGAUGAUGAAUUCUUUGAUGCUAGAGAGGAGGUGGCUGAAGGAAAGAACGCCAUCCUCAUCGGGAUGAGCCAGUGGAAUUCAAAUGACCUGGUGGAGCAGAUCGAGACCAUGGGGAAACUGGAGGAGCAUCAAGGAGAAGGCAGCACGCCGUGCACAUCCAGCAUCCUCCAGGAGAAGCAGCGAGAGCUGUACCGGGUUUCCUUGAGGAGGCAGAGGUUCCCAGCCCAGGGGAGCAUCGAGAUCCACGAAGACAGUGAGGAAGGCUGCCCACAGCGCUCCUGCAAGACGCACGUCCUCCUGCUGGUGCUGCACGGGGGGAACAUCCUGGACACGGGCUCAGGGGACCCAUCCUGCAAGGUGGCCGACAUCCACACCUUCAGCUCUGUGCUGGAGAAGGUCAUGCGUGCCCACUUCCCCGCCGCCCUGGGCCACAUCCUCAUCAAAUUCGUCUCCUGUCCUGCCAUCUGCUCAGAGGCUUUCUCACUCGUCUCCAACCUGAACCCCUACAGCCACGAUGCGGGCUGUCUCAGCAACAGCCAGGACCACGUCCCUCUGGCGGCCCUGCCCCUGUUGGCCAUCUCCUCCCCGCAGUACCAGGAUGCGGUCGCCACUGUCAUCGAGCGAGCCAACCAGGUGUACGCGGAGUUCCUCAAGUCCCCUGAUGGGAUUGGCUUCAGUGGGCAGGUGUGUCUCAUCGGGGACUGUGUGGGGGGCCUCCUGGCCUUCGACGCCAUCUGCUACAGCUCGGGACCCUUGGGCGACAGCCCUGGCAGCAGCAGCCGGAAGGGGAGCAUCAGCAGCACCCAGGACACCCCGGUCGUGGUGGAGGAGGAGUGUGGUCUGGCCGGCAGCAAGCGGCUCAGCAAAAGCAGCAUCGAUGUCUCCAGCGUGUUGGAGGACGAGGAGCCCAAGAGGACUUUGCCUCGGAAACAGAGCGAUUCCUCCACCUAUGACUGCGAGGCCAUUACCCAGCAUCAUGCCUUCCUAUCAAGCAUCCACUCCAGCGUGCUGAAGGACGAGGCCGAGCCGCCUGCAGCCGGGGGGCCCCAGCUCCCUGAGGUCAGCCUGGGGCGCCUGGAUUUCGACGUGUCCGACUUCUUCCUCUUUGGCUCGCCCCUGGGCCUGGUCCUGGCCAUGCGGAGGACUGUGCUGCCCGGGCUGGACGGUUUCCAGAUCCGUCCUGCCUGCAGUCAGGUCUACAGCUUCUUCCACUGCGCAGACCCCUCUGCCUCCCGGCUUGAGCCACUGCUGGAGCCCAAGUUCCACCUGGUGCCGCCUGUCAGCGUGCCCCGCUACCAGAGGUUCCCACUGGGCGAUGGAAAGUCCCUCCUCCUUGCUGAUGCCCUGCACACCCACAGCUCCCUCUUCCUGGAGGGCAGCUCCCGGGGCAGCCCCCCACUUCUGGAUGCCCCCACCUCGCCCCCUCCGGCCCCGAGGUCCCAGCGUCUGGGGCGGAGGAUGAGCCAAGGCAGCUCCCACAGCGAAAGCUCGGAGUCCUCUGACAGCCUGGCCCCCGUGGGCGCCUCCCGCAUCACAGCCAAGUGGUGGGGCGCCAAGCGCAUCGACUACGCCCUGUACUGUCCCGACGUCCUCACAGCCUUCCCCACCGUGGCCCUGCCCCACCUCUUCCACGCCAGCUACUGGGAGUCCACAGAUGUGGUGGCCUUCAUCCUGAGACAGGUGAUGCGCUACGAGAGCGUGAACGUCAAGGAGAGUGCUGGCGUGGACCCCGCGGCCCUGAGCCCCGCCAACCCUCGCGAGAAGUGGCUUCGUAAGAGGACCCAGGUCAAGCUGCGGAAUGUCACUGCCAACCACCGGGCCAAUGAUGUGAUUGCUGCCGAAGACGGCCCCCAGGUCCUGGUGGGGCGGUUCAUGUACGGGCCCCUCGACAUGGUGGCUCUGACCGGAGAGAAGGUGGACAUCCUGGUGAUGGCAGAGCCGUCCUCCGGCCGCUGGGUUCACCUGGACACGGAGAUCACCAACAGCAGUGGCCGGAUCACAUACAGCGUGCCGCGGCCCCGGCGCCUGGGGGUCGGCGUCUACCCUGUGAAGAUGGUCGUCAGGGGGGACCAGACCUGCGCGAUGAGCUACCUCACGGUGCUGCCCCGGGGCAUGGAGUGCGUCGUCUUUAGCAUCGACGGCUCCUUUGCGGCCAGUGUGUCCAUCAUGGGAAGUGACCCCAAGGUCCGGCCGGGGGCAGUGGACGUUGUCCGGCACUGGCAGGACCUCGGCUACAUGAUCCUCUACAUCACGGGGCGGCCGGACAUGCAGAAGCAGCGGGUGGUGUCAUGGCUGUCCCAGCACAACUUCCCACAGGGCAUGAUCUUCUUCUCGGACGGGCUGGUGCACGACCCGCUGCGGCAGAAGGCCAUCUUCCUGCGCAACCUCGUGCAGGAGUGCUUCAUCAAAAUCAGCGCGGCCUAUGGCUCCACGAAGGACAUCUCAGUGUACAGUGUGCUGGGCCUGCCACCCUCCCAGAUCUUCAUUGUGGGACGGCCCACCAAGAAGUACCAAACCCAGUGCCAGUUCCUGAGCGAGGGCUACGCCGCGCACUUGGCCGCGCUGGAGGCCGGCCACCGCUCGCGCCCCAAGAAGAACAGCUCGCGCAUGAUCCUGCGCAAGGGCAGCUUCGGCCUCCACGCGCAGCCCGAGUUCCUGCGGAAGCGCAACCACCUGCGCCGGACCAUGUCGGUGCAGCAGCCCGACCCGCCCGCCAACCCCAAGCCCGAGCGGGCCCAGAGCCAGCCCGAGUCUGACAAGGACCACGAGCGGCCCCUGCCUGCGCUCAGCUGGGCACGCGGGCCCCCCAAGUUCGAGUCGGUGCCCUGAGGGCCAGGCUGUGCGCAGAGCAGGGGGCGCGCCCCCGGGCUGCCUGUGGAACGGGAGAGGCUGCCUUCUCCCCGGCAGACACAGGCCUUUUCCUGCUUUUUCCCUCCCGUGUCUGUCCAGCAGUGUCCGAUCAGCUGGGGGGAGGGACCCUGCCCGGCCGUGGGGGCUCCCGCGGGCUGUGAGGGGAUGAGAUCCAGGGGUCUCAGUGCAGCCGCCGCUGCUCCCCCACGCCUGCAAAGCAAGCCCCAGUCAGGGUUGAUGUUUGUGUGACCCUGGGGGCAGGCCUGCCCGGAGCUGGAGUGUGGACAGAGUCGACCAUCUUUCUGAGUUCUCCAGGUGUCCGUGGCCAUGCCAUCAGGCCCUAAGGGGAGAAGCCCCCAGACCAGGAAUCAACAGCCGCCGGCAGGCACAGCUUCUUGGCUGUCUGCUGGAGGGGCGAGUGGCAUUUGGGUCCGCCCUCCCUGUGGCAUCCUGAGUCACCAUCUUGGGCCUGGCUUUCCUGUGGCGAAGUGGCCACUUUCUGGGAGUGAGCGGAUGUCCCCGGGCCUCAUCCUGUGUCUGAGUUGCCUGUCCAGGGCCCUUGGGAGGCGGGGUCUGGUGCUGACGGCCUGUCCUCCCGCAGCUGUCCAUGGUCCCCCGUUUCUUGCCCUCAGUAUCCUCGCCUCUCUCCCGCGGCCCUCAAGGACAGUCAUUUCUCUUCCCAGAGUCCUGCCUGGUGCCCUCCCCUGUGAGGCUGUGGCCUUGGGCUCUGGCCUAGCUGGGCUUGCCCUCUCUGGGCCUGGCCUUCUUUCCAUAAUCGGAAAGGGUCUCCCCAGCUGAGAUUGCUGAGUGUUUGGACUCCUAGGCUGUCCUGCACUUCUGCCCUCUGAGGCUUUUCAGGCCUAAGCGCCCCUCAGAGUGCCCAGGGAUCUAUCCCUUCCCCGCAGACUGCGAGGGGGGCUCUGGGGUGGGGCCCAGGAGGGUGCCUCAAUUGCCCCACCACUUCCAAGGCAGCCCCUUUGUGUGGGGGUGGCUGGAAAGGGGUCCCGGCUCCAUGGAGGGGUUUGCUUUGCACUGAUGCCCAAACCUAGUGUCCCAGGGACAGAGACAUCCCCACCCCAUCCCCCGCCCCAGCUCUGCUCAGAGUGAUUUCUCCCUUUGGCUCCUGGAAGUCCUACAGCUGAGACCGCAGUGCUCUGGGCUUUCAUGUCAUUUUGGCUCAAACUGUUGUGUUCUCGUCCCGUCCCCCUGCCACUCAGCUUGGCUUGGUGCCCAUAACCUCAUCUUGGGUUGUCCCUUGAGGUAGGAAGGGUUUGGCUCUCCUGGGGCCCCCAAAUUCUGCCCAGGCCUUCCUGCUGCUGAGCCCCCUGGCCUGGGCAUUGGUUUCCUGCUCUUCCUCCACCCCGGGCCCAGACCUACCCCCAUGGAGUUGGGCUGCCCCGGCCAUCUCUGUGCUCCCAGGGCUGUCACUGAGGCCGGUCCAGCUUUUUCAGCAGGGGCUUUGUGUCAGGGGUGGGCUGCCCCAGAGCCCAGAUGUCUGGAUCUACAGCAGGCACCUGUGUCAGCUCAGUGUUGCUUCUGCUCACUGUCUACCUCUAGCAGCUCCCAUGUGGCCAAUGUCCUACCCGAUGGCGGCUGCUGGUGGGGGCGGCUGGCACUGCUAUUGCGAAUUACAGCGCAAACUCGGGGCCCUGCUGGGGCUGGCGGGGGUGGAGGGGAGAGAAGGGGGGGUGUCUAGCCCCCACCCCUGCUCUCUACUAGAACUGUGUCUUCUCCAGCCUGCCAGCUCCUGCCACAUGCGCCUGACCUGUCUGCCAGCUCCAGCUCCACUCCCAGCGCCGCAUCUGCACCUGAGCUCAGAGCUACUGGCACAUCUGUUGGGGAGGGCGGGUCACCCUCAGCUUCCUCUCUGGUCCUGCCUCCUGGCGGUUCCCAACAGGGCCAUCCGUCCUUAAACAUUUCCUCUGUUGGGCUCUCCAUCUGGCACCAGUUGGCAGGGCACAGCCCCUCAACACCAACCUUUUCCCUCCUUUCUGAACUAGACCUGAUUUGAACUUGGGUGGACUCAAGUUUGGGUCUCUGAAACUCCAUCUCCUUUUUGCAGGAGCCACUGAUAUAUUACUCUCAAGUGAUGAAAUAACUCGCAUGAGAUACUCCUGCUGUUAGAGUCCCUCUGCCCUUUCUGAGAACCCCAAGCUGGGAGCAAGAGAGCAUGCAGAGACCCUGGGGAAUUUGGAGUCUGGAGGAGCAGUGUUCUGGGGUUGGGAGGUGGUCAGAGCUGGGGCCCUCACCCCUUCCCUUCUGGAGCUCCGGACUGGGGCUCUGACGCCUGGCACCUGAGAUGCGGAAGGUAUAGUGAGGUAUGUGAACACAGCGCCCUGGGAGCUCGGGUGGGUGGGUGUGAUUGUGUGUACGUGGGGUUCUAUACAGUGAUCAGACGCAACUUGUUUCAGUACUGCUUUCACGGCAACUCUGUAACCAACAUGCACUUUCUCUGCUAGUGGUUCCUUUGACUUUGUCCGUCCAAUUAAGUUGGAAAAAAACAAAGACCCAACUUGUGUUGUUCUCUGGAGGGGGUGUCGCCGCCUCUCCUCGAGCAGUUCUGUGACCCUCAUUCUGGCUGUUUUCUAGAGACUCCUUCCAGCUCCCGGCGUGCCUGCUCCCCAGGAGCUGGAGAACAGAUCUUCCCGCUCCAAAGCUCCUUGUUUCUUGUGUGGCAUGUUUGUUCUUCCCAAUCCGAUGGCUGUGCCAACAGAGGGCCCACCUGCUGCCUCCCCCUAACUUCACCCUUUUGGGGGUUCAGGGUGCAUCUGUAGCCAGGGCCUGCUCUUCUGGCCUUGUGGCAUUUUUCUAAUGAUCUUCACUCCUCUCUUAGGCUCCGCAGCAGAUAUAUUUAAAAAAAAAAAAAAAGAGUAAGACUCUUUCAUGCAUUUGGAUGAAUGGCCCUCUGGUCUGGGGGCUGGCCCGAAGAAAAACGCAUUUGCACCCCAGUCUUCCAGACAUGACUGGGGGAGGGGUGGGCCCUUUGAAAGAGGGGAGGCAGGAUCUCAUGGUUUUCUAAACUGUACUUUUACCACUUGGGAGCCCAGACCUGCACCUCGGAAGUGUCCCGCAGACAAAUCACAGCGCGAAUUAUUAAAGGACUACUUCCCCCGCCCCACCCGAGGCAGGUGGAAAUGGGUCCUGAGCGGUGCCCGCGGUUUGGCAGGGACACUCCCACCCAGCCCAGGGGCAGCCCCGCCCGGGAGGGGCGCCCUGCCUGCGGAGCCUGCGGCUUGACCCCGCCUUAAAUAAUCAACUUUCCUGCCGAAUCCCCCCGGGGGGGGGGGGGGUUCUGGGUGCCAAGUGCUCUGGAAACCCAUUCUCGUUGGCACAGCCAAACAACACCUCCCCUCCCCCUCCCCCUCGGGCUUGGGGGAACCUUCUUAAAAAUCCCAAGUAGGGUUAAGUCCAAGCAGGGAGGCCCGGCCUGGGUCCUUGUUCCUUUGCUGAAAAAACCAACAGGGUGGUUGGGAAGAAAACAAACAAACAAAAAAUCAGGAGUUGACCCCACCCUCCAGGGCACAAGGAGAGGCAGGUGACACCAAGGAGGGGUGGGACAGAAGGGCGGCUCGCUCGUAGGGACGCCCACCCGCGGACCCCGCUGUCCUUUUCUGUUUGUUUCCUCAGUGGUGGCAGCCCGUCUGACCUCGUCUGUCUGACUGUCCCGAAGUGUGUCACUCUCAGUACUAUUCGUGGUGGCUGGUUCUGUGGUGAAAAAGGUUUAUUCUUUCUCAUGGCGGCCUUGUACAAAAUCCGUUAGAAAAGAAAAUGUAAAAUAGCAGAUUUCUAACAAGACAAAAAACAGCAUUACGGAGUUCAAAGAUUUUUACAAUUGGUCUUGAUUUUGAUGUGAGCUGGUUUUUAACUCUCUCAAACGUUGUCACUUAAAUAAAAACCCUAUUUGCCUUUAAAA
Molecule: messenger RNA, 7014 nt
Organism: Phacochoerus africanus (Common warthog)
Lineage: Eukaryota; Metazoa; Chordata; Mammalia; Artiodactyla; Suidae
Gene: PITPNM3
Product: PITPNM family member 3
Exons: 20
Coding region: 159-3080 (973 amino acids)
Biological process (GO): phospholipid transport
Cellular component (GO): cytoplasm
Molecular function (GO): phosphatidylcholine intramembrane carrier activity; phosphatidylcholine binding; phosphatidylinositol binding
Source: RefSeq, a predicted model, not a curated record